AACGCCAGCGCGCGCGAGCGCUUGGGUUCGCUCACGCCGCCCCGCCCCGCCCCGCUCCAGUUUCCGCCUCCAUUUUUUGUUGGCUCCACCGCGGCGCGUCUCGAGUCUCGACUCACAAAACCCACGCUCCCAUCCCUUUCUCCCCAAACCCUCUUCGACGCUCCCCGGACCCCGGCUCCCGCGGGCGAACUGGGAAAGGCGGCCGUCUCGCGGCGAGCACAUUUGGGUCCAAGGUUUGUGGUGGGGAUUUGCUCUUAAUAUAGCUAAUUGCUGAGGAUCUCAGACAUUGUAAUGACUGAAAACACCCAUGGUAGUGGUCGCCGUGCAUUGGGGGACUUGACAAAUGUCCUUUGCAAGCGACCAGCCCAAACAGAUUUGGAGAAAAGUUCAGGUGGGAUUAAGAUUAGACGGCUCGAAAAGGGCAUUGGGCCUAGGAAAGAGUUUGAUGAAAAUGAAAAAAACAGUGGUAGAGGGAAAGGAAUUGUAUUUGGGCAUUUGUUUGAUGGUGUUGCCAAAGAGAAUUUUGAAAGGCCCUCAGUUUUUCGUGGCACAAAGGUUCAGCACAUGGCCGCUGAGGCAGCUGGACUGCUAUCCAAGGAGGCCAGUGAGUUGAGGAACCGUAGUGCAAUGGAUUCUUCUGAUCUCAGUGAUAAGGAGCAGGAUUCUUCACUGGAAUCUGGAAGUGACUGUGAUGAUGAUGAUGAUGAUGAGAUGGAUGGUGAAUUGCUGGGUCAUUUUGGCAGCUCAGAGCUAGUUAAUAAAAUGGCAGCUAAUGACGGUGAGUGCCUGAUUCAAGAGGAGAUAGCUGGAUCAUCAGGAAAUCAGAAACCUCUGUCUUCAUUGGACUUUACAACUGGUGGUGACAUGCCAAGUUCCAGUGUUCAGCAUGCUUCAAUGAGAACUGGUGGCAUGGAAGAAGCUGUUGCCACAAAGUCUUGUGCUUGCUCUUUCUGUCUUAAGGCUAGUUUUAUGUGGACUGAUCUCCAUUACCAGGAUGCAAGAAGCCGGCUUUCUGUUUUGAGGAAAAGCGUAAAGUUUGCUAGGUCGUUGGAGGCAAAAAACAUAGGAAAUGAAUAUGCUGCCAAUGUGGCCAGAUACAACUCAAAACGAGCUGUGGAGAUGGAGUUCGAACUAUCUCAACAACAGAGAUCACUCUUACUUUAUACUGAGAAUGUCCUUGUUCGUGAGUCUACACAGCUUCAUUCAGCUUUUAUGAAGUUAAAGGAAUUGAGAGAGAACUGUAAGACAGAUCUUGAGACGACCGGCAAUUCUUCGUUGGGAAAAUGAGUUCUGAAUGGUUGCGCUGUUGAACUGUUUGUUUCCCUGAGACUUAGUAAGAGCAGCUGGCUCGGUUUGAAUCAAGAUGUGUACUGAGAUUGGUUGUCAACUUAGGAAGUAUGGCGGUUAUUGUCAAUUAGGGACUUUGGCUGUAGUGAUUACUCCUAUCUAUCUAAAAGCAUUGUCCAGCAUGAUGAGCAGAGGACAUGCUGAUGUAAAAAUCUCCAUGGGAAGUUAGGAACUGUAUGUUUUCUCAUUGAGACAUGAGUCUCUUCACUUGUACCUGGCAGUGUGCGUUGCUUCAUAUGAAAAUGUUUUCUGAUCUCCAAACAAAAGGUAAAAUUAUGCGUUUCCAGCAUGCUGGUGAUUUUUGUAGUGCAU
This is a messenger RNA of Phragmites australis (common reed), 1659 nucleotides long. RefSeq lists its product as uncharacterized. The transcript has 5 exons. The coding region runs from base 292 to 1287 and encodes 331 amino acids. The record is from RefSeq and is a predicted model, not a curated record. Lineage: Eukaryota; Viridiplantae; Streptophyta; Magnoliopsida; Poales; Poaceae.